Striga asiatica is the source of this 2908-nucleotide messenger RNA. NCBI's taxonomy places the organism in Eukaryota, Viridiplantae, Streptophyta, Magnoliopsida, Lamiales, Orobanchaceae. The record is from the annotation of a GenBank genome assembly.
AUGGAUCCUGGAUUCAGUGAAAUGCCCCAUACAGUAAAUGGAUCUAAGUUUGACUAUGAGAAGUCACUUCCAAGUUAUGAGCAACACCAAAAUAGUAGCAAUGAUGAACAUGACCACUUGGGUCUUGAUGUGCUUGACACGUCUUUCCUGCCAUUAAGCCCAAGCCAUGAUAGUUUUGCUCCGUCUUCAACUGUGAGCUAUGAAUCGGUAUCUCCAGAUGAUCAAGAGUCUGAUCCAGUGCUGAAAUUCCUUAACCAGAUACUGCUUGAAGAGAAUAUGGAUGAGAAGCCUAGCAUGUUCCACGACCCGCUUGCCCUACAGGCUGCUGAGAAAUCUUUGUAUGAAGUUAUCGGUAAGAAAUAUCCACCUUCACCUUACCAUCAGGUAAAUUAUGGCCACCAACCUUCGGGUAGCCCUGAUAGCAUUAGUGGUGGGCUAAGUGAGUACACGAGCAGCAGUAAUGGAGGUAGUAGUUCAAUCGAUCCUCAUUGUGUUAUUGAUCCAGGUGAACAUAAUUUAUCCGUGGAGCAACCAAGUCAUCUGGAUGGCAUUUUUCCCAAUUCAUUACUGCAGGUAAAUAAUAUUUCACCAUCGUUGUUCGGUUCUGUCAAUGUCUCCAAUGACAAAGCCGAUGCCCACUUGAACUCCCAAUUCAUCUUGCAGUUUAAGAGAGGGAUGGAAGAAGCCAGUAAGUUCCUCCCCACCAGGAACCCACUGUUGAUAGAUUUGAAUAAGUACGAGUUACCUCAGAAAUUAGAAGACAUAAAUCCCCCUCCUUUUACGGAAACCAAGUCAGAGAAAGAAGAAGCCAAAGAUUCUUCUGUUAAUAACCGCUCAAAGGGAAAGAAGCAUCACUAUCCAGAUGAUGGUGAUUCGGAGGGCUUGGAAAGAAUCAAUAAACUAUCCGCCACUUACACCGAUGAAACUGAGCUGUCUGAAAUGUUUGACCGAGUCCUCCUAUGCACUGGUCCAGACGGACAGAACAGUUGUGAUGAUAACAACAGUGGAUCAGAAACUAUUUCGGCGCAAAGAGUAAUGCCGAGGAUAAAAAAUGUGAGCAAGGAGGAUGAUUCUGUUGACCUCCAGACCUUAUUGACCAGCUGUUGCCAAUCUGUUGCGAGCGAUGAUCUUGCGACUGCAUACGAACAAUUGAGGCAGAUUGGAAAACAUUCCUCCCCCACUGGUGAUGUGUACCAGAGGUUGGCUUACGUUUUUGCCAGUGGUCUUCAGGCACGCCUAGCUGGCACUGGGACCGAGCUUUAUACGUCCCUCACGCGAAGGAACAUUACAGCUGCCCAAAAGCUGGAGGCCUACCAGGUUUAUCUCUCUGUCUGCCCAUUCAAGAAGAUGUCGAUUUUCUUUGCGAUCAAGAUGAUUGCGUCGGUAUCAGAAAAGGAGACUCAUACUACACUCCAUAUUAUAGAUUUCGGCAUUCUCUACGGCUUCCAGUGGCCUGUUCUCAUUCAGCUUCUCUCACAGAGGCCUGGUGGGCCCCCAAAACUGCGCAUUACAGGGAUUGAGAUUCCACAGCCGGGUUUCAGGCCAGCUGAGAGAGUGGAAGAGACUGGGGUGCGGCUGGCGAGGUACUGCCAACAUUUUGGCGUGCCGUUUGAGUACCAAGCCGUAGCAUCUCAGAACUGGGAAACUCUUAAGGUCGAGGACUUGAAGAUUGUGAGUGGUGAGUUGCUGGCCGUGAAUUGUCUGUUUCGAUUUGGUAGAUUGCUUGAUGAGACGGUUGUGGCUGACAGCCCUAGAGAUUUGGUUCUGAGAUUGGUAAGAAGUAUGAAACCGGCUAUAUUUGUGCAUGCCGUCACCAGUGGAUCAUAUAGUGUGCCCUUCUUUGUGACUCGUUUCCGGGAGGCUCUUUUCCACUAUUCAGCGCUGUUUGAUAUGUUUGAUGCCACUCUGCCUCGUGACCAUCCGCAGAGAAUGGUGUUUGAGCAGGAGUUUUAUGGGCCGGAGGUGAUUAACGUUAUUGCAUGCGAGGGAAUGGAAAGGGUCGAGAGACCCGAGACGUACAAGCAGUGGCACUUUCGACAUAUGAGGGCUGGCUUCAAACCGUUCCCCUUGAAUCCAGAGAUUAUGGAAAAACUAAAGCAUAAGAAGGCCAUGGCUGGAUACCACAAAGACUUUCUGUUUGGUGAAGAUGGUCAUUGGAUGAUUCAGGGAUGGAAAGGCCGGAUUUUAUAUGCUAGCUCGUGUUGGAUACCAGCAGCUCCCUUCUGGACUAAACCACCGUCCUAUGUGACUUCGAAGGAUCUCAAGUGGUGGCUUUUGAUGGCUUUCGAUUUAUACAUAUUUGAUGGAUCUCAAUUGGGGGCUUUUGAUAGACGAGCCGGGUCGCAAGCUUUGAAGGAUCUCAAGUGGGGGCUUAUCUGUCCGGGUUGCAUGCUUUGAGGGAUCUCAAGUGGGGGCUUUCGAUAGAUGAGUCACCACGCAAGCUAGGCAUGACAACUCUGACAAGAUGAAGGAAAUCAUACCUUAAUAGUUAUCAAUCUUCACUAAGGUUUCCAGGAAAUUGUGCACCACAAAUAGGAACUAAUAAAGAGACCCGCGAUUCCGUAGAAAGACAUCACGAUCCCUUGCGGAUCGUAAAAGUCCACUUUUCUAGGAUCUUUUCCUUCUUUUCAGGAUCGCGCUCAAGAUCAACAAGAAACCAGAAAUCUCUUCUUCUCUUGUGCUGAGAUAACUAAGGUGAAUUUAUCCAAUGGAAACAUCCCAGAUGACCGUAGUUAGGGAAAAGACCCUACUUUGGCAAAAGAAAUACAAGUUCUUGGGUCAUUUUAAUGGAAAGGAAUAAUACAUCACAUAGCAUUAGCAAUAAAGAGCUCAAGAAUAUUCUCUCUAAUUUGACAACGAAGCGUUGGGUGUAAGACAUUUUACGUAUAACCGAUAGGUCAUGGGUUCG